Messenger RNA from Gilbertella persicaria, 980 nucleotides. RefSeq lists its product as uncharacterized. The transcript has a single exon. Bases 25 to 963 code for a protein of 312 amino acids. NCBI's taxonomy places the organism in Eukaryota, Fungi, Mucoromycota, Mucoromycetes, Mucorales, Choanephoraceae. Gene Ontology annotation, molecular function: protein-folding chaperone binding. The record is from RefSeq and is a predicted model, not a curated record.
UUUUUUUUUUAUUUUUUGGCCAAUAUGUCAAACUUACAAACAAACCGUACCAACACCACUUGGAUAUAUGGUGCUGCUGCUCUUUCUGUUCUUGCUUUAGGUUCUGGUAUCGCAUACUAUUUAGUGGAAGACGACCGAAAAGUCAGACGCAGAAAAGCAGGUCGUCGUGCCGAACGCAACACGGUGCGUGUCUUGAACCAAUACAAACAAGAAGCCGAAAAAAUCGAGUCCCAUAUGCAACAAGUCGAGCAAGAUAUCCAAGACACGACGUGUGACGACAAGGCCUUUAAACAAAAAGAAUACAUUUUGGCUCACUCUAACGAACUCUUGUUGCAGUUAAUGGAAAAAAUCGAUACAGUUCGACCUUUGACGGCUAUUAUGGGCACAGAAGCUGAUCCUAAUCCAUUUGAGCGUGAGUUGGUGGCUGUUAUCAAGUCUAAAAAGCGUAGUGUGAUUGAGUAUAUCGAAACUUUGUUUCGUCGUUUGGAUGUGACCAACGGUUUAGCAAAGAGGGAAGCCGAAAGAAGAGAAGGUGUGGCUCAAGAAAAGGCUAGACUUGAAAAAGAAGAAGCUGACCGAAAAGCAGAAGAAGAGAGACAGAGAGAAGAAGCCAGAAAGGAGAAAGAACGUCUUGCAAAGGAAGAACAAGAAAGAAUUGCUCAAGAAGAAGCUUUGCGUAGAAAGGAAGAAGAAGAACAGCGUUUGGCACAAGAGACGCUUGCCAAGGAGAUGGAAAAAGAAGUGUUCAAAGAGAUGGCUGAAGAAGACAAGGUAGUCCUUGCCGAAGAAGAGUCUAAGAACAAGGUCGAAGAAGAGCUUAAAGACAAGACUGAAGAAAAGCUUGAAGACAAGACCGAAGAAGAGCUUAAAGAUAAUGUUAAGAAACAAGCAACCACUCAAGAAGAAAUGAUCUUGACUGCCAUGAAAGAGGAAGCUGAACAAAAUGAUUUAGAAACCAAAUAAACAACUUAGAUCUGUGU